AUGAAACACAACCUAAUCACGAAAUAUAUGAGCAGACUUUCUGAACCUGCUCGACCCCGCUGUUCGAAUCCGGGUGGAACCCGAGAUUGUGAUUUAGAUGGAGAGGUUAUUGGUUCAGUUCCUGGUACGAGUAUUGAAUUCGCAUGUUUCUGUGGACAUGUAUAUGCCAGUAAGAGAAGCUUGUCUCAGCACAAGCGGCAUAAGCAUCCCGAUGAGCUGAAUGCGGAACGCCUGGAAGGGUUGCCGCGACGGAAGGGUGAAUGGACUAAGGUAGAGUGCACCCACUUGCUACGUUAUGCCGAAGGGCUCUGGACUACUGGUGUCCAGAAACAGCAGGUAUAUGAACAACUGACCUCAGUUUUUCCGGGACGGUCAGCGGAGGGGAUUAAGAAGCAGUUGAGGAAGAUGAGCUGGCGACUUGAACCAUACAAGAAGUCGGCCCAGGGUGGUACCAAGCGGACUGCACACGAAAGUUCUCCAGUCGAAGUGGAAGACUUAGGGAGGGUGGCCAAGAGGACCAAGAUCCGAACGCCUUUAGGAUCUCCUCUAGCCUCGGAAACGCCUAGUCACGCCAUGGACUUGGGCGGAUCCCCCUCUGGUGUAGGACCCGUCGAACUCUUGACUUUUCCGACAUUGAUGGACAUUGAGUUUGCUGACCUGGAAGGGUUGGUAGAUUUAGUGCUUCCGUCCUCGCCGGUUAGGGCAGAGCGAGACGGCGCAGAGCAGCAGUGGAGGGCAGCAAUGCUCGACACUAUAGUAAGGGAGCUGUCGGAACACUGCGACGAGAGGCUCCAAUCAGACUUGCUUCUAGAUCUAGCCCUGAACAUCCGGGGGGGGGGGGACGGAUAA
Molecule: messenger RNA, 849 nt
Organism: Dicrocoelium dendriticum
Lineage: Eukaryota; Metazoa; Platyhelminthes; Trematoda; Plagiorchiida; Dicrocoeliidae
Source: the annotation of a GenBank genome assembly